Paramecium sonneborni is the source of this 771-nucleotide messenger RNA. The record is from the annotation of a GenBank genome assembly. Lineage: Eukaryota; Ciliophora; Oligohymenophorea; Peniculida; Parameciidae.
AUGACUAAAGUUGGUCUUAAAAUUACAAAAUAAUAAAAGAUAGUAUUGAAUUAGUAAUAUUAUGAAAUAAAAAUCGAUAAGUUUUAACCAAUAGCUAAAAUAAUUCAUCAAUUUAAAAGCACAAACAAAAUUAAUGGGGAUUUCUUAAUUUUCAAAAACAGUUUUGGUCCUUUAAAUCCAAAUGAAAUUUACAACAAUUAGUAUCAACCACUUGAACCUCUUUGGAUAGGAGAAAUUCAAUUAGAAUUAGUAUACAAAAUAAAUUUUGAAUAAGAGAUUAAGGAGAUUAGGGUCUCAAAAGAUCUGUAUAUAUUUGAUCUAAUUAGAAUUAUUAGAAUGCCAUCUAAAAUUGAUAAAACAAUUUCAUUAAAGUUAGAAUACAAGUUUACAAAUUAUACACUGGAUAUUAAGAAUACAAUUAAAUAAGAAUGUGUAUCACCAUUCAGUAGUUUAACUCUUAUUAAAGAGAUUUCUGAUAAUAAAAUCAAUAUUCAAUUAGUUGAUAAAUAAGCAUAAAAAAAUUAAGUUGUGAGUAUUUAUAAGUUCGAGUAAUUCAUGAUUAUUAGACUUAAAAAAUUUUUUAUUGUGUGUGAAUAUAUAAAAGAUAGAAAUUGUAGUUUAUAACAAUUAGAAUUGAAAUCAGAAUGCAUUAUUGAGUAUAACAUAUAGUCUUAAGAUUAAGAUAGUAAUUCUAAUAGAGUUGAGUUUUAUAAUGUUUAUACAAAAAUAAGUAUUUAAAAGAGUUAAAGGUUCAAAUAGUAUUUCAGAUGA